UAUGAUUCAGAAUGCGCCUUGUGCUUUUUGCAUGGAGCGCCUUCCGGUCUUCGGCUAUAUCCGGCUCUGUGACGUCACACUUGCCCUACUACCUGUUCCCGUCCUUGUAUGGUUUGUCGUAUGCUUUAGCGAUUUCGCGAUGGUUUAUUGUGUGGCAGUAGGUUGUACAAAUGGUUCAGGCAGCGGCAAGAGCUUCUUUGGCUUUCCAAACGAAAAAGGAAUACGUGACCAGUGGAUACGGAAAGUCAAUCGACAGGGGAAGAAACGCGGCCAGCUAUGGGUGCCUAGCAAGCAUUCCAAACUCUGUGGUGAUCACUUCGAACCGGCGUGUUUUGAGAAGGACUUAGCAGAAAGCAUCGGAUACACAGGUGUAGUUAGGCAGAGGCUGAAACCAGCUGCAGUGCCAACUAUUUUUCCUACGCCCAUAGGGACCUCAACCGCCAGCAAGAGGACUAAAUCUCACAGCCGCCACGGUGCAGCGGCGAAACGGCGCAGACAAGAGAAGCAGAGCAAAGGAGUAACAAAGGCUAAAAAGAAGAAAUUGGCCAGAGACCGAGACACAAAAAGCCUGAACUUAGGAGCUGCCUUUCAGAGGUGGAGGGACUUCAGGCAGCAGAGAGGAUUCAAAACCGAUGCAGAAUUAGCAACAUUUCUGCUUGACUGCGUUUGUACUAAGGAGGAUCGUACCAACAAGCCAGAUGACUUGAAGAAUCUGAGAGAAAACAAGCUGAAGGAAGAGCUCCAGCGCCGUGGCCUGGACACCAAUGGCCUGAAGCUGGACCUGGUCGAGCGGCUUGUGCCUGCGCUGAAGGAGGAAGCCUCGGUCAAUUCACCUGGCCGAUGGGCCGAGGAGCAGGGCAACAAAGGCACAAAGGACAAAGAUGAUGAUGGGGGAGAGGGAGAAGAAGAAAAAAGGCAAAAGCAGCACGGUGACACACUGCUAGAGGAAAAUGAAGGCAGAGAUUUCGGUGGCUGCUACAAGGAAGAGGAUGCUGAGCCGGAGGCAGAAUGCCACCCGCACGAGAGUCAGCCGGUGUCGUACUGUGGCCACAGUGUGCCGGACUUGAGUGCCAACGCAGACCUUCCCAACACGGCCGCCAUCACUACAAUAGCCAUCAAACUCGAACCGGAACAUGUUGACAUAAAAAAAGAAAUGAAAGAGGAGCUCAAAAUCGAGAACGCCCUGUUGCUAGUCGCCGACGCUGGGUGGACAGAGCCGAAACACAGACAAGAUGGAGCCUGUCCGGCUGUGCAGGUGAAGGUGGAGACCGAGAGAAGCGGACACUGCGACCGAAAGCGACCGCGUGAGAACGGGGGCCACAACGACAAUGUGCACACCCAGAAGAAGAGUGUCCCACUGGAUCGAGAUGAGAACCGAGAUGAGGAUUAUGGCGGUGGACCUGGGUGCCGAGCUGCUGGGAAAGACGGUGAUCUUCCUUCGCGCAAGGAGGACGAGCUAAACCAGACGCUCGCCAGCCUACUGACUCAAGUAGCCGAUCUCACAUUCCUCACAGACACGUUAAGUGCUCAGCUGAGAGAGAUGAACAGGAAGCCGGUCUCCUUUUCUCUAUGCUCCAAAAAGUGAUUUAUUUUUGGAAAGGUGGUAUGCGACAGUAUAUUAAAACAUAAUUGUCCGAUGUAAAGCCGGAAGCUGCUACGUCACACACCGCCAACCUCUGCAAGGAGGAAGAAGUGGACAUAACAUCAGGGCCUGUGAUUUGUUAUUAGCUUGUUUUUGAAGCAACUAUGUGUUCAAUAAAGGCGAUUGCUAUUAGGGGUGCGCCAAUCAGGGUUUUAUGCUGCCGAUUCUGAUACCGAUCAUCCAGGAGUGAAGUCUGUUGAUCACUGCCGAUACCAUUCAUAUGGAUGAGCUGUAAAUGUUUCAAUUUAUGUACGAUGAGUGGUAUAGGCUAUAUGAUCCGACAUGUUUGUUAGGGUUUGCUUGUGCAGUGUGAAAGGAGACUCUACACUAUGCGACAGUAUAUUAAAACAUAAUUGUCCGAUGUAAAGCCGGAAGCUGCUACGUCACACACCGCCAACCUCUGCAAGGAGGAAGAAGUGGACAUAACAUCAGGGCCUGUGAUUUGUUAUUAGCUUGUUUUUGAAGCAACUAUGUGUUCAAUAAAGGCGAUUGCUAUUA
This is a messenger RNA of Phyllopteryx taeniolatus (common seadragon), 2140 nucleotides long. RefSeq lists its product as uncharacterized. The transcript is spliced from 6 exons. The record is from RefSeq and is a predicted model, not a curated record. The coding region runs from base 2 to 1585 and encodes 527 amino acids. NCBI's taxonomy places the organism in Eukaryota, Metazoa, Chordata, Actinopteri, Syngnathiformes, Syngnathidae.